AUGAAAACAGAAAGAUUGAAUUGGUAGGAACUUUGUAACAUUGCCAAAGAUGGCCACCGGUACAACUAAAGCACAGGAAGUCAUCCUUUGUCACUACUGUGACAGGAGACCCGCCCUCCUUCACUGUAAUCCCUGCCAGGUCAACUUAUGCGAAGAAUGUGUCGGAAAACACUAUAUGACGUCAUCAUCCUCUAAUCACGAGGUUGUCAAAUACCGAGAGAGAAAAUUCCACCUUUCAUUUCCAAACUGCAAAGCCCAUAGUGGCGAAAAGUGCACUGUUAAAUGUCAGAAUUGUGAUGUAGAAGUUUGCUUUAAAUGUCUCAGCGGAGCCCAUAACGGUCAUAGAAUUAUUGAAAUUAAGGACAUCGUUGAUGACAUGAAAAAGCUUGUGGAGAAGGACACAGCUUAUCUAAAAGACGAUAUCAUUCCAAAAUUUGAAAAAGCAGAUACAGAAAUAGAAUCCAAAUUAGCGACUUUAAAUGCUAAAUGUGACGAAUUAGAACAAUCAGUUACAGAGCAUGGACAAAAAUGGCAGCGAUUUAUUGAAGAAAUUGUUGCAAAGAACAAGAGAGAUAUUGCAGAAAUGAGAGGAAAUGGCAUCAAGAAAUCAAAAGAAUACCAGAAGGAGAUCAAAAAUGUUCUUGCAAGCCUUAAUGAAAUUUCUCUGCAAAACAAAGAGAUCUCUCAAUCCAAGAAUGUUGGUUACAUCACAAAAUAUGAAAGCAAUGUUCAGAAGUAUCUUAAGCUUCCUUUACAUAUAGAACUGGAACUACCAAUGUUCGUGUCCAAGGACAUAGAUAAAGGCAAACUUUACCACGUUUUCGGAAAACUAAAGGAACCCAAGAUCCAAACAGAACCGAUCUACAGAUUAGAUGUAUCCAAUGAGCUCCUAGACAAGGCCGUGGAAAUCUCAGCCUUCCACACUGGAAUAACACCGUUGAUGAGGAUGGCAUGUGCUAAUACAGAGGAGGUGUGGAUAACGGGGAGGAAUAAAACCAUUACUCGUUUUAACAUACAGGGUUCUGUACAGGAGACCGUUACUUCCACUUGUCUAAAUUAUCCUGGUGACAUUUCAAUUUCAAAAGAAGGACAUCUGCUAUACACUGAUGUAGUAAAUAAAGUAAUUUAUGAUGUCCACCAUACAACAGCACAUAUCACAGCACCACAGGGAUGGAAAGCAGGAGGACUGUGUUGCACACAAUCUGGUGACUUACUGGUUAGUAUGCGCACAUCUAAUGGUGAACAUUAUAAAAUUGUCCGCUAUGAAAGUCAAACAAUAAAGCAGGAGAUAGAGAAGGACGACCAAGGUAACCCACUAUAUAAAGAAGGAGAUAAGAUGCUCUUUGUGGCGGAGAACAACAACGGUGAUAUAUGUGCCUCUGAUUGCAAUGGCAAGGAUGUUGUUGUGGUGAACAAGGUAGGAAAACUCCGAUUCCGAUAUAAAGGACAACAAUCGAUGAAGAAGCAGUUUAAUCCUACCAGUAUUGUUACAGACUCUGCUGGUCGUAUAAUAGUAAAGGAUAUCGGGAAUUCCUGUACCCACAUCAUUGAUCAGGACGGUCAGUUUCUCCGUAGUCUGGAUUUCUGUGGAGCACUGAGUGUGGACUCACUGGGAAGACUGUGGGUGGGGGAGUACAAGAGUGGAAAUGUGACGGUCAUCAAAUAUACAGAAUAAAUUAUUUGAUUUCUGUGAAAUCAUC
Molecule: messenger RNA, 1700 nt
Organism: Saccostrea echinata
Lineage: Eukaryota; Metazoa; Mollusca; Bivalvia; Ostreida; Ostreidae
Exons: 2
Coding region: 50-1675 (541 amino acids)
Biological process (GO): positive regulation of DNA-templated transcription
Cellular component (GO): nucleoplasm; chromatin
Molecular function (GO): ubiquitin-protein transferase activity; zinc ion binding
Source: RefSeq, a predicted model, not a curated record